UGGUCGGUCGAGUGACGAGUGUCGAGUUAGUAAAUUUGGAAUCUCAGUAGGAAGUAGUCGUGCUAAAUACAAGAUGUGUAUUAUACGAUUUUUCACGUGUGAAGCGUUUAGUGCGCAUAAAACUAAAGAUAUAUUGGAUAAAUUGCGACAAGUAGAUAAUGAUGUUUUGAAUUUAUCCACUGAAAUUUGCUAUCAUGUGGAACUCGCGGAAGGAUGCGACUUUCUGAAUAUCAACCAAAUAAAAAUUUUGCAAUGGUUACUUAGCUCUCCCUUACAACCGCAUUCUUUAAAGAACGAAUCAAUCUAUAAAUUCAUUGAUGAUAAUCAAAUUAUUAUCGAAAUAGGACCAAGAUUUAAUUUCUCAACAGCCGACUCAAGUAACUCUGUACAAAUUUGUGAAAGUGUUGGUCUACGUGAUGUUAUCAGACUUGAAGUGUCUACCAGAUAUAUCAUCACUUUCAAUAAUGCUAAAACUGUCAGCAAAAGUUUAUUUGAAGAGUUGGCUGCACCAUUACACGACAGGAUGACACAGUGUAUUUACACCAAGGAAAAUCUUCCACGUUAUAGUUUUAAUGAAGGUUUACCAAAAGACUUGGAACCAUGGUAUGUUGUGCCUCUCCAAAAAGAAGGAAUGCCAGCAAUGGAAAAAGUGAACCAAAAACUAGGUUUGGCGUUUGAUACUUGGGACAUGCAAUUCUAUAUGGACUUAUUUGUUAAUAAGCUAAAGAGAGAUCCAACUAGUGUUGAAUUAUUUGACCUUGCCCAGAGCAAUAGUGAACAUUCGAGACAUUGGUUUUUCAAGGGUAAAAUGAUAUUAGAUGGCCAAGAAAUCAAUGAGUCUUUAAUUGAUAUGGUUGCAUCAACACAAAAGUUUUCAAAUGACAAUAAUGUAAUCAAAUUUGGGGAUAACAGCAGUGCAAUAAAAGGUUUCAAACACACAAAAUUGCGGCCAAGUGAUGUAAAGGUUCCUUCACAAGUGAUAUCUGAACAAACCGAGUCAGAUAUAAUAUUCACAGCUGAGACUCAUAACAUGCCCACUGCGGUGGCCCCGUUCAGUGGGGCGACGACGGGUACGGGGGGCAGAAUAAGGGAUGUACAAGGUGUGGGCCGUGGAGGGCAUACAGUAGCGGGUACUGCUGGAUAUAGUGUGGGCAACUUGUUGAUUCCAGGCUAUGACUUACCUUGGGAAGAAAAGGACUGGAAAUAUCCCAACAACUUUGCUAGCCCUCUGCAAAUUAUUAUAGAGGCGAGUAAUGGAGCUUCUGACUAUGGAAAUAAGUUCGGAGAACCACUUGUAUCAGGAUUUGUUCAGUCAUAUGGAUUGGAAAAUGGUGACAAUAUUCGCGAAGAGUUCAUAAAACCCAUAAUGUUCAGUGGUGGUAUUGGUUACAUGCCUCACAAUAUGAUCAAGAAGAAUAAGCCGGAGAAAGGCAUGUUAUUAGUAAAAGUGGGGGGUCCAGUAUAUCGUAUCGGAGUAGGAGGUGGGGCCGCUUCUUCCGUGGCUGUACAGGGUGGUGAUUCCAGAGAUCACGCUUUGGACUUUGGUGCUGUGCAAAGAGGCGAUGCUGAGAUGGGAAAUCGUCUCAAUAGAGUUGUGAGAGGAUGUCUUGAAGCUGAUAUUAAUCCUGUUGAAUCGAUCCACGAUCAAGGUGCAGGCGGUAACGGUAAUGUGUUGAAGGAGUUAGUGGAACCGGAAGGUGCUGUGGUUUUCACCAAAGAGUUCCAAUUGGGUGAUCCCACUAUCACCACGCUAGAGCUGUGGGGUGCUGAGUACCAAGAAAACGACGCUUUACUGUGUAAGAAGGAAAAUAGGAAUAUACUUGAAGAAAUAUGCCGUCGUGAGAGAUGCCCAGUGUCGUUUGUUGGUGAAGUGACUGGUGACGGUUACAUGAGCCUUGUAGAAGAUUCCUAUAAUGACGCCUAUAUACAGAGAUCUAACAGACAGAAACCAGACAUUGCUUCCAAAAUGCCGUAUGAUUUACACUUGGAAGCCGUUUUAGGCAACAUGCCAAGAAAAACAUUCAACUUGCAAUCUGAGAAGAGAACAAAACUGCCUCUUUCCUUGCCAAAUGAUAUCACAGUAGAAAAAGCACUAAAUAGAGUGUUGAGGCUUGUUAAUGUUGCCAGUAAGCGCUAUUUAACCAACAAGGUUGAUCGUUGUGUUACUGGUCUAAUAGCGCAACAACAGUGUGUAGGGCCGCUUCACACACCCCUAUCCGACUAUGCGAUUAUCGCCUUAUCGUAUAACGAACUUGUUGGCUCAGCAACGUCUAUCGGCACUCAGAACAUAAAGGGAUUGUUGGAUCCCGCCGCUGGUGCCCGACUUUCGCUUGGAGAAGCUCUCACUAAUUUGGUAUUCGCGGGUAUAUCAGACUUGGAAGAUGUAAAGUGUUCCGGAAACUGGAUGUGGCCGGGUAAAACGGGAACACAGGGUGGAGCACUAGUGAUAGCUUGUAAGGCGCUCACUGUCGCUAUGGCGGAGUUGGGAGUGGCCGUCGAUGGCGGAAAGGAUUCGUUAUCUAUGUGCGCUAGUGUGGAGGGGAAAACAGUCCAAUCACCAGGAACAUUGGUUAUAUCCACAUAUGCUCCUUGCCCCGAUAUCACAGUGAAGAUAGAACCUGCUCUUAUUAAGGAAGGUUCAGUGUUGGUUCACGUUCCCGCUUCUGCAGGACAGUAUAGAAUUGGCGGUUCAGCUUUGGCACAAUGCUAUAAGCAACUGGGAGACAAUCCACCAGACUUGGACAAUCCUAAAGUAUUGAAAUCGUUGUUCAAAGUAACACAGAAACUUCUCAAAGAAAAGAAACUUCUAUCCGGUCACGACAUUAGCGAAGGAGGUUUUAUAACAACAGUUUUGGAGAUGGGUAUCGGUGGUAUCCGUGGUUUGGAAUUAGAUUUACAAGUAGAUGCUAAAGUACCACUUAUCAACGCACUGUUUAGUGAAGAACUUGGUAUUGUACUUGAAGUUGACCAGAAUGAUGUUCAAUACGUCUUGAAUGAAUAUAACAAGAGUGGUGUUAGUGCUAAAGCGAUUGGUAAAGCUGGGAAAUAUGGCAUGCAAUCUGAGGUGAUUGUUAAAGUGAAUGGGCAGAAGGUUCUGGAUUCCAAACUAAUCAAUGUGUUUAGAAUGUGGGAGGAGACUAGCUACCAAUUGGAAUGCUUGCAAGCUAACUCUGAAUGUAUAAAACAAGAAUGGGAUGGUUUGGAAAAACGUAAGGGGGUAACAUACAGUGUCUCGUUCGACCCCUCAGCGGCGGUUGUCAAAACUAAGUCUGUGAAAGUUGCAGUUCUCCGUGAAGAAGGUACAAACGGUGACCGUGAAAUGAUUGCGUCUCUCAUGAUGGCGAACUUUGAAGUUUUCGAUGUUACUAUGAGCGAUUUGCAAUCGAAGAAGAUUACACUUGAUGCAUUCCAAGGAUUGGUGUUCCCCGGUGGAUUCAGUUAUGCUGACACACUGGGUUCCGCCAAAGGCUGGGCCGCCGGUAUCCUCUUCUCUGAAGCGCUAUACAAUCAGUUCUUGCACUUCAAGAACAGAAAGGAUACGUUUUCGCUGGGCGUGUGCAACGGUUGCCAAUUGAUGGCACUCUUGGGCUGGAUCGAUCCGGAACAAAACAACACGGCCCUGCGCAAGACGCAAAUAUUCCUCGAUCAUAAUUUAUCUGAGAGAUUCGAAUGUCGCUGGAGUGCAGUGAAAAUUACCGAGGACACGACCAAGCAAGAUGUUUGGUUCAAAGGAAUGGGCGGCAGUGUGCUUGGCGUGUGGGUAGCGCACGGUGAAGGGAGAUUUACUUUAUCUAACCCUGUGAUGGACCAAUUGCAUAAGAAUAGACAAGUCGCUAUGCAAUAUGUGGACGAUGAAGGAACACCUACGGAAGUCUACCCAAUGAAUCCUAAUGGCAGUCCAAUCGGCAUAGCCGGAGUGAAAUCGCCCGAUGGUCGCCACGUGGCGAUGAUGCCUCAUCCCGAACGCUGUGUAUUACGUUGGCAAUGCCCAGCACCACAAGCUAGAAGUGUUACUACUGUCAACCCGGCUAGCAACGCUUCACCGUGGCUACAUCUCUUCCAAAACGCUUACACUUGGGCCGCAACACAAAACAAGACUUCAAAAGCAUAAAUAGCGUACUUUAUAAGUGCCACUUUUAUAUGUUUUUAUGAAAUGUUAUGUUUUAUAUAUUACUCAUAAGUUUUAUGUGAUUAGCAUGGAAAAUAGCUAUUUGAUUGAAUAUCAAGUUUGUAUUCAAAGUUAAUCAUGUAGGUAAGAAAUGUUUUUACUGGAUGUUAAUUUUUAUUCCAGUUUUAUUGAAAAGAAAACUUGAAGAGGCUUGGCUGUAUUGUUAUGUAUAGAACAAAGAGCUGGGUUUCUUUUUGCUCUUCUUGUUAUUUGAAUAAUGAUUAAGAUAUCUUAAGAUUCAUGGAAUGUAUUCUCGAAUAUUUGAGUGUCAUAAUAGGAUUAUAAUAUAUCACUUCAUAUACAGAACUUGUGCAAUCAAAUGAGGCAUUUGUUUGGAAUAUUUUACAUUCCAUUUAUAUCAUGAUCAUGAGUUGUAUUGCUGUUGUUUUUAUAAAAAGAAAAAGCUGUUAUAAAAAUUAAAGAAUAUAUUAUGAAAAUGUUCCAUUCUAACAUUCCUGUUAUUAUUAAGUUUUUAUUAUAAAUUUUUUUAUGUUAAAAAAAAUAAAUUUUUUAUAUUGUAA
Molecule: messenger RNA, 4689 nt
Organism: Colias croceus (clouded yellow)
Lineage: Eukaryota; Metazoa; Arthropoda; Insecta; Lepidoptera; Pieridae
Gene: Pfas
Product: phosphoribosylformylglycinamidine synthase
Exons: 23
Coding region: 74-4111 (1345 amino acids)
Biological process (GO): 'de novo' IMP biosynthetic process
Molecular function (GO): phosphoribosylformylglycinamidine synthase activity
Source: RefSeq, a predicted model, not a curated record